Molecule: messenger RNA, 549 nt
Organism: Microtus oregoni (creeping vole)
Lineage: Eukaryota; Metazoa; Chordata; Mammalia; Rodentia; Cricetidae
Product: prorelaxin 1-like
Exons: 2
Coding region: 1-549 (182 amino acids)
Cellular component (GO): extracellular region
Molecular function (GO): hormone activity
Source: RefSeq, a predicted model, not a curated record
AUGUCCAGCAAGUUCUUGCUCCCGCUCCUGGGGUUCUGGCUGCUGCUAAACCAGUCUUGCAGGGCACGGGUCACGGAAGAGUGGUUGGACGAAGUCAUUAAGGUGUGUGACCGUAUAUACGUCCGAACGGUAAUCGAAAUCUGUGGGAACUCAGUGGCAUUGGCCCGGAAGGCACCAGCUCGGCGACAAAGGUCAAUAACAGAAACUGUACCAUCCUUCAACAACAAAGAUGAGGCACCUUCGGAUACGAUGCUUAAAUACCUCCCAAACUGGCCACAGAAGCUCAAGGUGGCACUGCCUGAGGAGCAUCUGUCCUUACCAGAGCUGCAACAGCCUGCACCUGCAUUGAGCAAUUCAGCUGGAAGCCUGGAAGGCUUGAUGAAAGGUUUCCACAAGACACAAGUUGAAGCAGAAGCCAACGGUUCUCCAGAAAUCAAAGGCUUGCGCUUGGACACUCUCGCAAGGAGAAAGAGGCAGUCCCGUCUAUGGUUGAGUGAGCAGUGUUGCCACUUUGGUUGUCCCAGAAGAGCUAUUGCUCAGUUCUGCUGA